AACGGACAAAACUAAUCUCCUAACAAAUCAAACAGAAAUAGCUCAAUAACUUACCUGAAAAUCUCAUAAUUAGUAACAAGGAAAUAUUUGUGUACAUGUGUUUUACUCUUAAAAAAAUAUAAAAUAACAUUAGUCAACAAUUUUUUGAUCAAUAAUGCAAUGUUUGUUUUGAACGUACAAAUAAAAAAAAACCCGAACAUGUACGAACCAGCCCGAAGGGCAUGUCGAUCUAUGGGGGUGAAACUUAGGCUGUCCAAAAUGAUGUCAAAUAGUUUUUGAAUGAUAUUGUGGUGGAAUGCUGGCGUUCAGAUAUUUAGUGCUUAAAACAGCUAAAUUGUUUAUUUAUGAUCAAACGUUUUGUAAGCGCCACUACGUGCACUCGUGGCUGUCGCGACUGGCGAGAGGGGACCGCAACAUAGCCUCGACUGGACGGGGUCCCGUGGCGAGAGAGGACCCUGUCAUCAUGAAGCUGGACACGCCCGAGUUCCACUCCCUGUUCACCCCGGAGCUGGUGGCGCUGGUGUCCAUGUUCCGGCAGCACGGCUACGAGAUCCGGAUAGCGGGCGGGGCCGUCAGAGACUUGCUAAUGAAAAUAAAACCAAAAGACUUGGACUUUGCAACCACUGCAACUCCGGACCAGAUGAAGGAAAUGUUCACUGCGGAGAAUGUGCGAUUGAUAAACACGAAAGGAGAGAGACAUGGCACCAUCACACCUCGGAUCAAUGAUAAGGAGAACUUUGAGGUAACAACUCUGCGCAUUGACGUAUGCACGGAUGGGCGACAUGCAGAUGUGGAAUUCACUACAGAUUGGAAGCUGGAUGCGAACCGCAGAGAUCUGACCAUUAACUCCAUGUUUCUUGGACUCGAUGGCGUGGUGUAUGAUUAUUUCCAUGGCUACGACGAUUUGCAGGACCGGAGAGUCGCUUUCGUUGGAGAUGCCGCAACACGAAUCAGAGAAGACUUUCUGAGGAUUCUCAGAUAUUUCAGGUUUUAUGGCCGUAUUGCCAAAGACCCUCACAAACAUGAAGAGAAAACUCUUGAAGCGAUUCAGGACAAUGCAGAUGGCCUGAAGAAGAUAUCCGGGGAGAGAAUAUGGUCGGAGCUGCAGAAGAUUCUGGAAGGCAACUUUGCCGGAGAGCUGGUCAAGGAAAUGUUGAAGCUUGAUCUCGGACGUUACAUGGGUUUGCCGGAAACUCCCAACAUAGCGGAGUUUGAAAGGGUGUGGCAGAACCUCAAAAACCUCAAGUACAAUGCAGUUACACUGUUGGCUGCACUGUUUGGGAAUCAGGAGGAGGUGAUUACAUUCCACACUCGUGUGAAGUUGUCUGCAUAUGAACGAGACCUUUUGUUAUUCAUCGUUGCACACAGAGAGAACAAACCUUCAACAAAACCAAUCAGGCCGUACCAGCUGCUGGUGAUAGGCAGCAAGUGGAAGGCGUCGGAGGCGCAGGCGUGGGUGGCGGAACUGCUGAGGUACCGCGGGGACCCGGAGCUGCUCCGGCAGUUCGAGCAGUGGCAGCCGCCGAAGUUCCCCGUCAACGGCCACAUGCUGAAGGAGCACGGGGUGCCCGGAGGAAAACUUCUUGGUCCAGUUCUACAACGGUUAAAGGAAUACUGGGUUGAACAUGAUUUUCAGGUAGACUCAGAAGAGAUUUUAAAACAGAUUCCAUCUGUGAUGUGUGAUCUUGGAAUAUCAACCAAAAGAUGAACUUGCUUAGGCAAUGAAAAUGUACAUACUGAAAUUUUGCUGAAUGUGUAAGAUUGUAAAAAAUUGACCAAAUAAACAAGAAUUUAAUAAAUUGACGAAAAAAGCCAAACCAAUUUUUUUUGUCUUUAAGAAUGUUAUAUAU
Bacillus rossius redtenbacheri is the source of this 1850-nucleotide messenger RNA. RefSeq names its product CCA tRNA nucleotidyltransferase 1, mitochondrial. Lineage: Eukaryota; Metazoa; Arthropoda; Insecta; Phasmatodea; Bacillidae. Gene Ontology annotation, cellular component: mitochondrion. Gene Ontology annotation, molecular function: tRNA binding; nucleotidyltransferase activity. Bases 296 to 1708 code for a protein of 470 amino acids. Gene Ontology annotation, biological process: tRNA 3'-terminal CCA addition; mitochondrial tRNA 3'-end processing. The transcript has 10 exons. The record is from RefSeq and is a predicted model, not a curated record.